Fusarium coffeatum is the source of this 1581-nucleotide messenger RNA. RefSeq lists its product as uncharacterized. NCBI's taxonomy places the organism in Eukaryota, Fungi, Ascomycota, Sordariomycetes, Hypocreales, Nectriaceae. The record is from RefSeq and is a predicted model, not a curated record. Bases 1 to 1581 code for a protein of 526 amino acids. The transcript has a single exon.
AUGCAGUUGAGAAAGUUCUUGCUUCUGGGCAUGCUCCUCGGCGUUGAAGCCACCAAGCUUGUUGGUCGUCAAGACACUGGCUCCGACAGCUCUGCCGCCGCCGCGCCCUCGACCGAUUCCUCUCCCGCAUCUACUGCUGAUGCCGACCCUUCGCCAACUGACGAUGCCGCGACCACUGCUGCCGACCCUACCACCGCCGCCGAACCCACUGACGAUGCCACCACUGCUGCUGAUCCAACAACUGAUGACACUACCGACUCUACGACCUCAGCUGAGGAUGUUACCGUCACAAAGACGGUUACUGUAACGGAUUCCGACGCCAAGACUGUGAGCCGCGCGACUACUGUGAUGAAACACAUCACCUCCACUGUUGUUGUUACCUCUACCGUUUUCGAGACCAAGACUGUUACUAGCAGCGACGCCGAGACUGCGACCGAGACGGAAUUUGUGACUUCUACCCAGUGGGCCAACGAGAAGCGUGCUCUUGACCUAGCUCCCCGAACUAUCGGCGGCGCUGAACUCGUCGCUCCUGCCGCGCCUACUGUUUCUUCUGUUCCUCACGACUUCCACAUCGAAAUCCGUGGUGAUCAGUACGGUCUCCGUGCCUUCCGACGAGGCCUUCACAAGCGUGCCACUACCACCGAGACCGUUACUGUUACCGAGGGUGAUGAUUCCGGCACUACCGUCUUCAACACUAUCGCCCGAACCGUCAUCUCUACCAUCAGCAGUCAAACCAAGGUCACCAAGACCCUUACCAAGACCGCACAGGAAGGUGCUAGCACCACCAUCACUACUACGAGCACCGUUGUUAUUACCUCUACUAGAGUGACGACUGGAGUUGUUCGCACAGCGACUGUUGCUCCUUCAGGAGAGUAUGGCCCUGCUGGUACCGGCGGCGCCAGCUCUGAUGAUAGCAACAACAGUAGCAACAGCAACGAUGAUGGCGGGCUCUCUACCGGCGCCAAGGCUGGUAUCGGUGCUGGCGCUGGUGUUGGUGGCCUUCUUAUUAUUGGAGGUCUAAUUUACUUCUGCCUUCGUAAGCGUCGCAAUGCUAAGAACAAGGCUGAAUACGACGAUGUCUUUGGUGCAUCUGAGGUUCCUGUCGGUGGCCGAGGCGGCGGCGGCGCUGCUGCCGCUGUCGGUACCAACCCCCACAUGUCCCAGACUUCCCCCGCUGCCACCUCUACUCUUGCUCCUAGCCGCAACACUACCCAGUCCGAGGGCUACCGCGGUACUGCUCUCGGUGACGGGCGUGCUGGAUUCGCCAAGCCCCAGCAGUUCGGACGUAGCUACAUGGCCGUUAGCCCCGAGACCAACUACUCCCGCACUGCCGGCAGCGACCAGGCCUUCUCAGCCGUCACCCCUGAGAACAACUACGCUCACCCUGCUGGACACUCGCCGCACAACAACGCUGCCGAGAUGUACAGCCCCGCCAACACAGCAGAGCUUGCAAGCGACAGCGCUGCUACCAAGUGGCAUCAAAAUGAUGCUGCUGAGAUCGAUGGAAACCAGGUCGCAAGCGCUCGCGGUUCAGCACCACCUGAGAAUGUUUAUGAGAUGCCGGCGCAACCCUACCGGUAA